This is a messenger RNA of Macrobrachium nipponense, 438 nucleotides long. Its product is annotated as SOSS complex subunit C homolog. Gene Ontology annotation, cellular component: nucleus; SOSS complex; nucleoplasm. Bases 145 to 438 code for a protein of 97 amino acids. Gene Ontology annotation, biological process: DNA repair. Lineage: Eukaryota; Metazoa; Arthropoda; Malacostraca; Decapoda; Palaemonidae. The record is from RefSeq and is a predicted model, not a curated record. The transcript is spliced from 3 exons.
GCCCGUCUUAGCGCAGCAAUGUACUGCAACAGAUGCAGGCCCUUAAGUCCCGAGUACUUUUUGGAAGAGAACGAAGAAGAAUCAUCAUCCAGGAUUUGUUUACAACUUCUGGAGUAGUCUCGAUCUCAUGUUUAUAAAUAGAUAAUGGCAUCUCAGUCUAAUAAUAGAGAUAACAACCCACAGAGAAAAAUAUUAGAAGAAUUACAGUUAAAAAAACAGUUGAUUUUGAAACAAGGAGCGUCUCAACCUCUGAAUACUCCCGCAACAUCAGCUCAACCUACGGGGUGGUCUUCUGGAACUGACGGACAUAUUGCAGGAAACAGCCAGAGGUCUAGCCUCAUUCAGGCAACAUCUUCCAGCUUUGGUUACUUCAUUCAUCAAGAUUCGUCAUUUGGGAAUUUUAUUUUGCCAGUAUUGCCACGGCUAGAGCCUAAGUGA